AUGGAGACCCCAAAACCUCCCUCCCAUUCGGAUUUAUACGUCUAUCUUCUACAGUCUGCAAUCAAAUCCAGAGACCCAUUCAUCGGAAGAUCAAUUCAUGCUCGAAUCAUCAAACAGGGCUUUCACUUGGGUGUCUUCUUGAUGAACAACCUCCUCAAUUUCUAUGCUAAAACUGGUUCCUUCUCUGAUGUUCACCGCGUGUUCGGUGAAAUGCCCCUUAAGACUACGUUCUCUUGGAACACCAUUCUCUCCGCGUAUGCUAAAGGGGGCAACAUGGAAGCUGCACACCGUGUGUUUGAUGAAAUUCCUCAACCUGAUUCCGUCUCCUGGACUACGAUGAUAGUGGGGUAUAACCACAUGGGUCUUUUCAAUAGCGCCAUUCAGACGUUUCUGAACAUGAUUUCCUCUGGAAUUUCGCCAACCCAUUUCACGUUUACCAAUGUUCUUGCCUCAUGUGCCGCAACUGAAGCCUUGGAUAUUGGUAGGAAGGUUCAUUCCUUCAUUGUAAAACUGGGGCUGUCCAGUGCUGUUCCUGUAGCAAAUUCACUGCUUAACAUGUAUGCAAAGUCAGGUGAUUCGGUGAUGGCAAAGGUUGUUUUCCACCGAAUGAGGGUGAAAGACAAAUCAACUUGGAAUACUAUGAUUUCAAUGCAUAUGCAGUUUGGUCGACUUGACCUUGCACUAGCCCUUUUUGAGCAAAUGACUGAUCCAGAUAUUGUUUCUUGGAAUUCCAUCAUAGCAGGAUAUGGUCAUCACGGAUAUGACAUUAAAGCCCUGGAAACAUUUUCUAGUAUGCUUAAGAGUUCAUCUUUAAAGCCGGAUAAGUUCACAUUGGGAAGUGUUCUGUCAGCUUGUGCCAAUCUUGAAAACUUGAAACUUGGGAAACAAAUCCAUGCACAUAUGGUAAGAGCUGAUAUUGACAUAUCUGGAGCAGUGAGAAAUGCUCUAAUCUCGAUGUAUGCAAAAUCAGGUGGCAAUGAAAUUGCGCAAAGGAUUGUAGAACUAACCGGUACUUCAAGUCUUAAUGUCAUAGCAUUCACAUCAUUGUUGGACGGCUAUGUCAAAGUUGGGGAUAUAAACCCAGCGAGAGAGAUAUUUGAUUCAUUAGAAUGUCAUGAUGUGGUUGCAUGGACUGCCAUGAUUGUCGGUUACGCACAAAAUGGCUUAAUUAGUGACGCUUUGGAGCUCUUCAGGUCAAUGAUUAGAGAAGGUCCAAAGCCAAACAAUUAUACCCUGGCAGCAGUAUUAAGUGUCUUUUCGAGCUUGGCUUCCCUGGAUCAUGGUAAGCAGCUUCAUGCAACUGCCAUACGAUUGGAAGAAGUAUCAUCGGUUUCUGUGGGUAAUGCUUUAAUUACCAUGUACUCAAGAUCUGGAAGCAUCAAAGAUGCAAGGAAAGUAUUCAAACAGAUAUGCUCCAACAAGGAUACAUUGACUUGGACUUCCAUGAUUAUAGCUCUAGCUCAACAUGGUCUCGGAAACGAGGCCAUAGAACUGUUUGAAGAGAUGAUGAAAUUUAACCUAAAGCCUGAUCAUAUUACUUAUGUUGGUGUGUUGUCUGCUUGCACACAUGUGGGAUUGGUAGAACAGGGUAAGUAUUACUUUAGUUUGAUGAAAAAUGUUCAUCACAUUGAACCCACCCCCAGCCACUAUGCAUGCAUGAUUGACCUGUUUGGACGUGCUGGAUUGCUUGAAGAAGCAUAUAAUUUUAUAAGAAGUAUGCCUAUUGAACCAGAUGUUAUAGCUUGGGGGUCGCUUUUGUCUUCUUGCAGGGUUCAUAAAAAUGUGGAUUUAGCUAAAGUGGCCGCUGAAAAAUUGCUUCUUAUUGAUCCCAAUAAUAGUGGGGCUUACUCAGCGCUUGCUAAUACGCUUUCAGCUUGUGGCAAAUGGGAUGCUGCUGCUCAGAUUAGGAAGUCAAUGAAGGAGAAAGCAGUGAAGAAAGAACAGGGGUUCAGUUGGGUUCAAAUCCAGAACAAGGUCCAUAUUUUUGGGGUUGAAGAUGCGCUUCACCCACAAAGAGAUGCGAUUUACAGUAUGAUUUCAAAAAUAUGGAAGGAGAUAAAGAAAAUGGGCUUUACUCCAGACACUGAUUCUGUAUUGCAUGACCUAGAGCAAGAAGUGAAGGAACAGAUCCUUAGACAUCAUAGCGAAAAACUCGCUAUUGCAUUUGCAUUAAUAAAUACUCCUGGAUACUCUACACUAAGGAUCAUGAAGAACCUUAGAGUUUGUAAUGACUGCCAUUCCGCCAUAAAAUAUAUCUCAAAGCUUGUGGGAAGAGAAAUUAUAGUAAGAGAUGCCACGCGUUUUCAUCAUUUCAAGGAUGGUUCAUGUUCCUGUCAUGAUUACUGGUAG
Messenger RNA from Gastrolobium bilobum, 2349 nucleotides. RefSeq names its product pentatricopeptide repeat-containing protein At2g22070. The coding region runs from base 1 to 2349 and encodes 782 amino acids. The transcript has a single exon. Gene Ontology annotation, biological process: RNA modification. NCBI's taxonomy places the organism in Eukaryota, Viridiplantae, Streptophyta, Magnoliopsida, Fabales, Fabaceae. Gene Ontology annotation, molecular function: protein binding; RNA binding; zinc ion binding. The record is from RefSeq and is a predicted model, not a curated record.